AUGGCAGCACGCGUAAUACUCAUCGGAAUUGGUGCUUUAUUUUCUAUUUAUUGUAUUUCUGUAGUAAUUCUGACGUUCCUUGGUCUAAAUUUUGCCGUUUUUCAUCUUACGAAUUUUUUCCUUGUUGGAUUCGCCGCUAUAUAUGGGGUACUUACACCUUUUGGGAUAUCAGGAAUUAUUGGUGGCUAUAACCGUAAAAAAGCCUUGUUGAGGAGCUUUAUUAUCCAGUUUUGGCUUGCUUCUCUGAUUCUCAUUGGAAUCAGUGUUGUCAGCAUCUUUCUUGCACAAAGUUUUCGGAAUGAUACAAUCCGAAGAUGCCAAAGUGAUCUUUUUUUUCAAAAUAAUCCUAAAUCAACUAGUUGUUCUGAUAAAGUUUCCUCCGCACAGAGAGCAACUUUAAUAUUUGCUAUUGUUCAAGGAUCGAUAUUAAUACUUUUUGGAAUUUUUGUAUUGAUAUUUGGUAUACGUGAAUGUAAAGAUAUAUUAAUAGAAGAAGAGGCAAACAGCCUUAUUGCAAAGGUUGAUUUUAAAGAAAAUAAGAAAGAAAAGGCCUCAUCUCCAUCAAACGAUCGCUAUUCACCUACCACACCAUUGCAUCGUAAUAACAGUAGUAACAGUAAUAGCAGUUAUGCUAGUAGUAAUGAUGAUGGCUAUAUUGAUCUUGGCCGUGAUCCUAACACCAUAAGCAACGUUGUUCCGCCACGAUAUAAUCAAGAAUACGUAUAUCCAAACGGUGAAACGCCUAUAACACCUAUGCCUGCACAAUAUACGAAUAUACGUCGCCAACCAACCAACCCCACUCGGAUUCCUUCUAACCGUAUACCGGGUAGUGACUUAUCACGUUACCCGAAUGCCGUUAAUAACGUAUCUACAAAUAGAAAUCCUGCCACUGUAACACUUCAAGCUACAAACGGCAAUGAUAAUUAUUCACAAAGAGCGUUUACAGAUGAUGUUUACACGAGUGCGCCGCCUCGUAGACCACCAAUGAACCCUAGUCGUUCAUUAUCCGCUAAAAAAUAUAAUAACCAAACCAACCGAAUACCAGUACAAUAUUCAUCACAAUCAUCACCAAUACCUACUGUAACCACAAGAAAUGGACAAGCUAACAAUUGGAAUGCGUAUAACGAUGAUUAUAAUGAUUACAAUAGUUAUAACUACAAAUACGUGUAA
Messenger RNA from Dentiscutata erythropus, 1170 nucleotides. The record is from the annotation of a GenBank genome assembly. NCBI's taxonomy places the organism in Eukaryota, Fungi, Glomeromycota, Glomeromycetes, Diversisporales, Gigasporaceae.